CCGAGAGUACCACGACGUUUUCCCAUCGUCGUUCUCGUACGCCGGCAUCCCACCGAUGCGUGACGUCGAGCACUCCAUUCAGCUUGUGCCUGACUAUCGUGUUCACCACCAGACACCCUACAGACUCUCGAUUCCCGAGCCCACCGAACUCAACCGUCAGCUUGAGGAGCUCUUGAGACUGGGUUUCAUUAAACCCAGCAACUCCCCGUGGGGUGCACCCGUCCUCUUUGCUCGCAAAGCGGACGAAACUCUCCGUUUCUGCAUCGACUAUCGCGGUCUCAACCGCUACACAGUUAAGAACAGCUACCCCAUGCCUCGUUCCAAUGAGCUGUUCGACCGCCUAGCAAGCAACCGCUUCUUUACGAAGAUUGAUCUUCGUAGCGGUUACCAUCAGAUCCGCGUCGCUGCAGCCGACCAGCCGAAGACAGCAUUCCGAUCGCGUUUCGGCCACUACGAAUCUACGGUGAUGCCAUUCGGCCUCACUAACGCUCCCGAUACCUUUCAAAGGGCGAUGAACGACAUCUUCAGGGACAUCUUGGAGCAGUACGUUCUCGUCUAUCUCGACGAGAUCCUGGUCUACAGUCGUACCCUUGAGGAACACCUCCGACAUCUCCGUGACGUCCUUGACCGCUUGCGCGGACAUGGCUUCUACGCCAAACUGAGCAAGUGCCGCUUUGCCCAACACAAAGUGGAUUUCUUAGGACACUACGUGUCUGACCAGGGUCUCCACAUGGACGACGCGAAGAUCACUGCUAUUGCGGAGUGGUCCGCUCCCACAUCCGCCAAGCAGCUUCGCAGUUUCCUAGGCCUGACCAGCUACUACAGUAACUUCAUCCGGGGAUACGCUAGGUAUUCCUACGUCCUUACCUCCACCCUCCUCCGGAAGAACCCACCCUGGGCUUGGACACCCCUCCACGAGGACGCCUUCCGCGCCCUCAAGAAGGGGAUGACAUGCGCACCGGUUCUUCACCUACCUGAUUUUGACCGCCCUUUUAUCCUUACCACCGAUGCGUCAGACUUCACUGUAGGAGCAGUGCUCUCUCAGGUCUUCCCCUCCUCUCGUGAUUCCUCUCAUCCUCGUAUCCCUCGCUUCCCACCACCUACCCGUACCACUGCUUCCCGACUGACGCCUACUCGUCCAACUACUGACGAGCCUUCUAUUGACUAUUCUCCUACCAUCGUCGAGGACGGCACUGUCGAGUCUCGCUCAGGUGAUUGUCCAAUAGCCUUCUACUCCCGUCAGCUCCUGCCCGUCGAGAUAAACCACACUGCUGAUGAACGUGAGCUACGUGUCCGAGUAGUAGCAGAGUUUCAUGACCAGGCAGCUGCCGGUCAUAUGGGCUUCCACAAGACGUUGGCUCGUGUGAGCCGCCUGUACGUCUGGCCGAAGCGCAAGGACUUUGUGAAGGAUUACGUCACAGAGUGUCCCACCUGUAAGGAGGUGAACAGUGCGAACCACCUGCCUUAUGGUUUGCUCCAGCCUCUUCCUAUCCCUGAGGGUCGUUGGCAGUCCAUCUCGAUGGACUUCAUCGGUCCUCUUCGUUCUCCGACCCCUCGCGGUCAUGAUGCUAUCCUGGUCGUCGUCGUCCACUUCACGAAGCGUGCACGCUUUGUUCUGUGCUGCUAUGCCAUCAGUGCACGUGAGGUCGUCGACAUCGUGUUUGACCGAGUCGUGCGUGACCACGGCUUACCUCUGAGCAUCAUAUCUGAUUGUGACCCGCGCUUUACCAGCCGAUUCUGGCGACGGCUCCACGAGGUAUACGGCACUCAGCUCCGCUUCUCCUCGUCUUACCAUCCUCAGAUUGAUGGUCAGACCGAGAUCACGAACAGGACUCUCGGAGAUAUUCUUCGAAAGAUUGUUCGUGACAACCAGCAGUGGGAUCUUCAUCUUGCCCAYGCGGAGAUAGCCUACAACCACGCCGUCUCGCCAGCCACGGGGAUGUCGCCUUACUAUUGCGACCUCGGCUGGACGAUUGGGUUGCACACAUGACGUCGAUCAUGAAGACCGCACGUGAGCACAUAGCCGCUUCCGAGACUCGC
This is a messenger RNA of Chara braunii, 2040 nucleotides long. NCBI's taxonomy places the organism in Eukaryota, Viridiplantae, Streptophyta, Charophyceae, Charales, Characeae. The record is from the annotation of a GenBank genome assembly.